This is a messenger RNA of Magallana angulata, 1042 nucleotides long. RefSeq lists its product as uncharacterized. The transcript has 5 exons. The record is from RefSeq and is a predicted model, not a curated record. Lineage: Eukaryota; Metazoa; Mollusca; Bivalvia; Ostreida; Ostreidae. The coding region runs from base 20 to 1042 and encodes 340 amino acids.
GUAAUAUUCAACAAAUAAUAUGUCAUGUCAUCAAAAAAUGCCUCCACUAAACGAUAUUUUACGCUUUAAUUUGAAGAUUUGUUUAGUAUUUCCUAUAAGUCGCUGUUUUGCUGACCUUCGACAUGGCUACUCAAUGUUGCAGUAUGGUCACAAGUUGGAUAGAAGGAUGAUAACGUCGUAUGGUGGAUAUAGUAUUCUGGAUUGUGUAGAGGAAUGUCUGAGAACAACACGAUGUCGGUCCGUCAACUACCACCAGGGAGCACACUUCUGUCAGAUCAACUUUGAAAACAACGUUUCUACACCUGCGCAGUAUAUAGAAAAACCUGGAUGGAUAUACAGUAAUAUAGAGGACUGGAACAGGGAUAUUGCUGGAGCUUGUUCAACUUCUAAUUGCACUCUCAAUGAAAAAUGCAUCCCAAAGCCUUUUGGAGAGCAUGACUGCGUCUUGUCAGAUUGUGGUUUCCCUUUGGGAGAAGGAUUUUCACUUGAUAACGUGCGGGAAUGGGAUGCUAUUGGAAUAACAAGAGGUCUCCACAUAACGUGCUCUUCUGAGUAUCAACAAGAGGGUUCUGAACGUUUUGUCUGUUUAUCUAACGGACUCUGGAAGACAAACUUGAACUGCACUUUGAAAGCCUGUCCUGUCGGUUAUACAGAGGUAUUGUCCAAUUCUACAAGAGUUUGUCUGCGAUUUGUUGCUGAACGUAAUUGGUAUUGGGUCGCCCAACGUAUCUGCUCAGCUGAUGGUGGAGAUCUUGUGAGAAUAGACACACCAGAUAUCAGACUUGCCUUCUUACAUUUUGUUAAAGACAAUAUUGCAGAAAGUGAAACUAACGACAUAUGGAUCCAAGGCAAAAAAGAUGACGGCGUUUGGAAAUUCCAUGAUGAUACCAAUAUGCCGUAUUUCUUAAAAGAAUACAUGCAUGAAACCAAUGGUGAAUGGGAAGUUAGAUUAAGAUACGUUAUUUCUUUCGAUAAGUUUUUGGACACGAGACCAGAUCGAGAUUUUGGGUAUAGCUCUGUAUGUCAAUACAGAUUUGACUAA